AUGGUGGUUGACAUCUCCAGUGGUGGCAUUUCCCGUGGUGGCAUCUCUCACGGUUCUGUUUCCCCAACCAGCAGCUCGUCCUACAGUGGUGGCAUCUCCCAUGGCGGCUGUGUCACCCACACCACCGGCAUCUCCCACAGUGGCACCUCCCAUGGCGGUGGCACCUUCCAUGGUGGUGGCACCUAUCAAGGUGGCAUCUUCCAUGGCGGUGGCAUCUCCAAUGGUGGCACCUCUCAAAGUGGUGGCACCUCCCAUGGUGGUGGCAUCUACCACGGUGGUGGCAUCUCCAGUGGUGGCACCUCCUCCAGUGGCAUCUCCCAUGGUGGUGGCACCUCCCAUGGUGGCACCUCCAGUGGUGGCACCUCUCAUAGUGGCAUCUCCCCUGGCGCUGUCACCCCCCAUGCCGCCUCCUCCCGCCGCGGUGCUGUCUCCACCAGCUUCCUCCUCCGCCUCUCCCACCACCCCCGGUGGCCUCCUCACCUCCUCCUCCUCCUCCUCCUCCUCCUCCUCCUCCCUUGCCCACCCCUGACCCGGGGGGCCACCUUCAAGGUGGGGGUGAUGGGCCCGUGGGCUUGCGACCCCCUCGUGGCCCGGGCCUUGCCCGAGGUGGCCUCCCGCUUGGCCGUGGCCCGCCUCAACCGCGACCCGACGCUCAAUGGAGGCUACUGGUGGGACGCGGUGGUCUUGGCCGAGGCGUGCCGGACCCCCGAGGCCGUGGCGGGGCUGCUCAAUGCCGAGCGCUACGCCACGGGGCUGGUGGGCCCCCUCAACCCGGCCACGUGCGGGGCUGCUGGGCUCCUGGCAGCGGUGUGGAACAAGCCCGUGGUCUCCUGGGCAUGUGUGGGCGACAUCGAGGGCUUGGACACGUUGGUGGUCCCCAUGCCAGCUCCCGGCAGGGUGCUCCACGCCGUCCUCCGGUUCUUCCGCUGGGCCCACGUGGCCGUGGUCACGGCCCCCCAGGACCUGUGGCGAGAGGUGGGGCAGGGCCUGGCCCAGGACCUGCGGGCGCGGGGGCUCCCCGUCACCGUCGUCGUCACCGCCGGGGACCGGGAGGACAAGGCCCGCGAGGCCUUGAGGAGGGUGCAGCGGGCUGACGGGGUCAGAGUGGUGGUGAUGUGCAUGCACUCGGUGCUGCUGGGCGGCGAGGAGCAGCGGGUGCUCCUGGAGAAGGCGGAGGACAUGGGCAUGACCGACGGCACCUACGUCUUCAUCCCCUACGACGCGCUCACCUUCCCCCUGCCCUACCACCACGUGCCCUACCCCAUCCUGGCCAACAGCAGCAAGCUGCGCCUGGCCUACGACGCCGUGCUCACCAUCACCAUUGACUCGCCCGAUGCCAGCUUCCACGAGGCCCUGCGCCAGGCCCAGGAGGCCUACGAGAUCCCAGCGCACAUCGACCCCAUGCAGGUCCACCCACUCUUUGCCACCAUCUACAACUCCAUCUACUUCCUGGCCAACGCGGUGGAGGCCACGCGGCGCACGGGCCGCUGGGUGAUGGGCACCAGUGUGGCCGAGCACGCCCGUGGCUUCCACCUGGAGGGCUUCUGCCAGCCCUUCUCCAUCACCGAGGACGGGGACGUCAGCGUCCCCUACGUGGUGCUGGACACGGACGGCAAAGGCGAUCGGCUGUGGCCGGUCUACGGGCUGGAGCCCGGCACGCGAGGGCUGGGCUACCGCAGCCACUCCGUCCACUGGCCCCACGGCUCCAGCCCCGGCACGGACUCGGGGUGCUGGUUUGAGUCGGGCUCCAUCUGCAACGGGGGGGUGGACGCCACCUUCGUCCUCCUCAUUUUCGUCCUCGUCUCCGCCCUCAUCGCAGCAGGGGCUGCCCUCGCCUGCUUCAUCAGACGUCGCAUCCAGCAGGCCCAGCUGAUGAAAGGGCCCAACAAGAUCAUCCUCACCAUGGAGGACCUGACCUUCAUCAACACCCAGAGCAACAAGCGGGUGGAUGGCAGCCGCACAAGCCUGGCCGGCCGCAGCGGUGGGGACACCAAGAGCAUCCGAAGCGUGACCGCAGCCCCCGACGCCACCAACGUGGCCAUCGCCGAGGGAGCCGAAACCCCGGCGGGCAACAGCCACCUCCCCCUCCUCCUCCUUUUGUUUAACCAACAGGGCCUUGUCGCCUCCGUGCAGGGCGACUGGGUCUGGCUCAAGAAGUUCCCUGGAGAUCAGCACAGUGAGGUGAAGCCAGCCACCAAGCUGGCUUUCUGCAAGCUGCGUGACCUGCGCCAUGAGAACGUCAACCUCUUCCUGGGCUUCUUCCACGACUGCGGCAUCUUCGCCAUUGUCUCGGAGCACUGCUCCCGGGGCAGCCUGGAGGACCUGCUGCGCAACGAGGACAUGAAGCUGGACUGGAUGUUCAAGUCUUCCCUCCUCAUCGACCUCAUCAAGGGCAUGCGGUACCUGCACCACCGCGACGUGGUCCACGGGCGCCUCAAGUCCCGUAACUGCGUGGUGGACGGGCGCUUCGUGCUGAAGGUCACCGACCACGGCUACAACGAGCUGCUGGAGGCCCAGCGGGUGCACACCCCCACCCCAAAGGCACAGGAGCGACUGUGGACGGCGCCAGAGCUGCUGCGGGACGCGGCGCUGGAGCGUCGUGGCUCCUUCCGGGGUGACAUCUAUGGCAUCGGCAUCAUCAUGCAGGAGGUGAUCUGCCGCAGCGGCCCCUACUGCAUGCUGGGACUGCCCCCUGAAGAGAUCAUCGAGAAGGUGACACGGCCUCCCCCGCUGUGCCGCCCGGCGGUGUCAGCUGACCAGGCGCCGCUGGAGUGCAUCCACCUGAUGAAGCAGUGCUGGAGCGAGCAGCCCGAGAGGCGGCCCACCAUCGACCAGAUCUUCGACCAGUUCAAGAGCAUCAACAAGGGCCGGAAGACCAACAUCAUCGACUCCAUGUUGCGCAUGCUGGAGCAGUACUCCAGCAACCUGGAGGACCUCAUCCGCGAGCGCACGGAGGAGCUGGAGAUUGAGAAGCAGAAGACCGACAAGCUCCUCACCCAGAUGUUACCCCCGUCGGUGGCUGAGGCGCUGAAGAUGGGCACCCCUGUGGAGCCCGAGUACUUCGAGGAGGUGACGCUCUACUUCAGCGACAUCGUGGGCUUCACCACCAUCUCGGCCAUGAGCGAGCCCAUUGAGGUGGUCGACCUCCUCAACGACCUCUACACCCUCUUCGAUGCCAUCAUCGGCUCCCACGACGUCUACAAGGUGGAGACCAUCGGGGACGCCUACAUGGUGGCCUCGGGGCUGCCCAAGCGCAACGGGAACCGCCACGCCGGUGAGAUCGCCAACAUGUCCCUCGACAUCCUCAGCUCCGUUGGCACCUUCAAGAUGCGCCACAUGCCUGAGGUGCCCGUCCGCAUCCGCAUUGGCCUCCACUCUGGGCCCUGCGUGGCCGGCGUCGUGGGUCUCACCAUGCCGCGCUACUGCCUCUUUGGGGACACCGUGAACACAGCGUCACGCAUGGAGUCCACGGGCCUGCCAUACCGGAUCCACGUCAAUGCCCGCACGGUGGCCAUCCUACGGGCGCUACGGGAGGGCUUCAAGCUGGACAUCCGGGGCAAGACUGAGCUCAAGGGGAAGGGUGUGGAGGACACGUACUGGCUGGUGGGGCGCGAGGGCUUCACCAAGCCCAUCCCCACGCCCCCUGACCUGCUGCCGGGGGCCAGCAACCACGGCAUCAGUCUGGACGAGAUCCCGGCCGAGCGGCGCCGCAAGCUGGAGAAGGCGCGGCCGGGGCAGGUGCUCAAAUAG
Cygnus atratus (black swan) is the source of this 3750-nucleotide messenger RNA. RefSeq names its product retinal guanylyl cyclase 1-like. Gene Ontology annotation, molecular function: guanylate cyclase activity; peptide receptor activity; ATP binding. The record is from RefSeq and is a predicted model, not a curated record. Lineage: Eukaryota; Metazoa; Chordata; Aves; Anseriformes; Anatidae. Gene Ontology annotation, biological process: receptor guanylyl cyclase signaling pathway; intracellular signal transduction; protein phosphorylation.